UUGAUCGUCUCGACAUCUAGAUCCCGGAAAGAAGGGUUCACGGCCGAGAACCUCGAGCACCUGGAGCAGGUGUUCCGCGAUGCCGUGGGGCCGAACCGGGAGCUAAGCCGGGAGCAGUUCGAGCGGAUCGUGCAGUCCCGCAACGCCUUCUUUGCCGAUCGCAUGUUCCAGCUGUUCGACACGGACCGGUCCGGCACCGUGUCCCUAGACGAGUUCAUGGCGGCCGUCAAGAGGUUCGCCAACAAGUCGCAGGACGACAAGCUCGCCCUCCUCUUCGAGCUCUACGACGUGGACGGGGACGGCAUGAUACAGCCAAACGAGCUCCGUGACGUGAUGAAGGCGUGCAUGGAGGAAAACGGGUUGCAGUUCAGCGACCCCGAGCUGGACGAGCUCACCCAGGUGCUCUUUGAGGACGCCGAUCGGGACGACACCAACUCCAUCAGCUUCGAGGAGCUCCGCACCCAGCUCCAGAGCAGGCCGGGACUGUACGAGAACCUCACCACCAGCAUCGAGCGCUGGCUGCUUCCCCCUCGGCGAGGCGGCAAGGAGCGCCUCCUUGCCUGGCCCCAAGACCUGCGCUGGCCCAAGAAGCUGACGCGCCACUACGCGCGCAACAACUACGUCAGCAUGGGCUUCUGUGCCUGCUACUUGGCACUCCAGGUGGCCGUGUUCAUGAGCCGCUGGGCUUCCGAGUCGCACAAGCACCGGGAGCUGGAACGGAGCAUCGAGCGGUACUGGCUCGUGUUCGGCGCCAGGGAGACGAGCGCCCUGUCCGGGCGCAACAUGUCCGCCCUUCUGAGGACCUUUGGGGACGGUGCCGAGGUCGAGUGGAGGCCCGACGCGCCGUCCAUGGGGCUGCACAGCGACUACGAGCUCGUCGCCAGAGAGUUCGGUCAGCUGCUGAACCUGAUGUGCUCCAUCACGGCGCUCCCCGUGUUGCGCAUGUGCAACACAUGGCUCCGGAGCCAGGGGGCCAGCAGGUUCCUCCCACUGGACAGCGGCAUCUACUACCACAAGCUGACCGGCUGGCUGGUCCUCGCCUACAGCAUCAUCCACACCGGGGCACACUUGCUCAACUUUGCGCGCCUGUCCGAGGGCGACUGGCACGUGUUCUCCCUGUACACGUUCACGACGCACCACGACAUCGGCUGGGUCGGAGGAGCGGCCUCCAUCACGGGCUGGGUCCUGCUGGCGGUGCUGCUCGUCAUGUUCCUCUGCUCGCUGCCCUGCGUCAGGAGAAGCGGACGCUUCGAGGUGUUCUACUAUUCUCACCUGCUGUACACGGUGUUCUGGUUCUUCCUGAUCCUGCACGCGCCCAACUUCUGGAAGUGGUUCCUGGUGCCCGGCCUGCUGCUGUGCAUCGAGAUGCUCGUCCGGGCCUGCCGCUUCUUCAGCUCUUACGGCAAGACGACCGUCAUGAAGGGAGUCAUCCUGCCCUCCAAGGUGAUCCACCUGGUGCUGAAGCGUCCGCCGGACUUCGACUACCACCCGGGAGAUUACGUCUUCCUCAACAUCCCCUGCCUGGCACGCUUCGAGUGGCACCCCUUCACCAUCAGCAGCGCACCGGAGAAAGACGACGUGAUCUGGCUCCACAUCCGCUCUUUCGGCGAGUGGACGAGCCACCUGUACCAGUACUUCGACAACUUCCGGCAGCAGGCCUCUGAGCUGCCCCCCUCGGGCCAGGUGAGCUCGUCGGACCUGCAUCUUCGGAGCCUAGACCCCAAGAGCGUGGAGAGCAUCGUGGAAUCGGCCCGUCUCCGGGAGCGCGAGAGCGUGGUCCUGAUGCCCAGGGGGACUCAGGUGCGCGACACGUGCGCCUUUCUGGACACCGGACGAGAGCUGGAGACCCUCAUGGAAGAGGGGGAGUUGGGCAGCCACCACUGCCAGGACUACACCAGCCUCAUCAUCGCCAAGAACCCGCUCACGGUUCGGAUUGACGGCCCGUACGGCUCUUCAUCAAGGCACAUCUUCCGCGCCCAGCACGCGGUUUUAAUCGCGGCGGGCAUCGGGGUGACGCCGUUCGCCAGCAUUCUCCAGAGCAUCAUGUACAGGUACUACCAGGCCCGUUCUACAUGUCCGCGCUGUCACCACUGCUGGGUCGAGAAGCUGCCACACUCCAUAAUGAAGCUUAGAAAGGUGGACUUCAUCUGGAUCAACCGGACCCAACAGUCACUCGAGUGGUUCGUGCGCAUGCUGAGUGACCUGGAGAUGGAGCAGGCCAUGUUUGGGGACGUGCUGGAGCGCUUCCUUGACAUCCACAUCUACAUCACGUCGGCGCUGGACCGCACCGACAUGAAGGCGGUGGGCUUGCACAUGGCGCUCGACCUCCUGCACCAGAAGGACAAGCGCUGCCUCAUCACGGGCCUGAAGAGGAGGACGCAGCCCGGAAGGCCUAACUGGAACGAGGUAUUCGCCGACAUCAAGAGUCAGAGAAAAGGCAAGGUGACCGUUUUUUACUGCGGGCCGCCGACCCUCAGCCGGAUCCUGCACGACCACUGCAACUGGAACCACUUCGCGUUCCGGAAAGAAAUAUUUUGAGUCAUUUCCGGGGACGGGUUCAUUAAAGUGUUUUCGCGUUGUUGUUUUUUAAGUUUAGUUCGACCGUUGACGGUAUUAAAGGUUUUCAUGGUUUUAACUUAAAA
Ixodes scapularis (black-legged tick) is the source of this 2642-nucleotide messenger RNA. RefSeq names its product NADPH oxidase 5 (gene Nox). The record is from RefSeq and is a predicted model, not a curated record. Gene Ontology annotation, cellular component: plasma membrane; NADPH oxidase complex. The transcript has 14 exons. Gene Ontology annotation, biological process: superoxide anion generation; defense response. Gene Ontology annotation, molecular function: calcium ion binding; superoxide-generating NAD(P)H oxidase activity. The annotation marks the transcript as partial. Lineage: Eukaryota; Metazoa; Arthropoda; Arachnida; Ixodida; Ixodidae.